GGUCAGUAGUAGAAAGUCAAAACCCUAUAACUAAAGCCCAAAGUUCGUUUCCGAGAUCGAAACCUUCGAUGUCUGCCGCCAGAUCCUUCCUCCGUUCCGGUGCCGGACGAGCCGCCGCUGCAGCAUUUCGGUCGACAAAACCUACGCCGUCGUCGUCUGCGCGGUCUUCUUCGUUUAAGAUUCCUCAACAGAGCCCACUCCCUCACCGCGUUUUCAGAUCUCCGGUAGAAUUGAGCUGCUGCGUGGAGACGAUGCUUCCGUACCACACGGCUACUGCUUCCGCCUUGCUCAAUUCCAUGCUCUCUGUUUCUUCCAGUCGCUCCGUUUCGACCCUCCUCCUCGGAGGAGAAGAUGAUAACUGAAGGACAAUCAACUUUAAUAUAUCAUUGAUGAUGCAUGAUGAUUUUCAAAUGGGAGAUUGUGUGUGGGAUUUUCAAAUGGAGAGUUGGGAGGAAUGAAUGCAGUUUUAGGCAAGAUGAUAAAGUGUUGUUUUUUUGUGUGUAAAGAAUCUUAAGUGACAGUAAAUUGAGUAUGUUUCUUCUUAGGUCAUAAGAUCUACCUUUUAGCC
Molecule: messenger RNA, 568 nt
Organism: Raphanus sativus (radish)
Lineage: Eukaryota; Viridiplantae; Streptophyta; Magnoliopsida; Brassicales; Brassicaceae
Product: protein NUCLEAR FUSION DEFECTIVE 6, mitochondrial
Exons: 4
Coding region: 69-362 (97 amino acids)
Cellular component (GO): mitochondrion
Source: RefSeq, a predicted model, not a curated record